AUGGACGCCUCAGCCCCCAAGGCUAUCCUCACCUCGGACAAUUUUCAUCAUGGACAAGAGAUUUCGCGGGCCACGUCGCCAGGUGGUGAGCCCGCGGAAAUCAACGGCGAGGGCGAGCCCAAGGCCCGCGUGCGACCGCGUACCUACCCAUACUUCCAAUACCUCCCAUAUCAGCUCGAAGACGAGUCAACACGCCAACGGAAUCUCCGAGAGAUCCUGAAGCAGCUCUAUAUUGCCGUCGAGGCUGGGGACUUCAGCCCCGGGGCCGUACACUGGACACGCGAGCUGCGAGGAUGGCUCUCUCUCAAGUUCGAUCCCACUCGCAAGGAGCGUAUCCACCUUGUGAAGCUCUAUUACGAGCUGUCUCUCGCCCCUGGAAUUGACCCCAGUGUUGCCGAGCGAUUCGCGAGCAUGUUCAUGCUGCUCACAAAGCGCAAGCACUACCUGAAACCCAUCAAGGACCUGGUGUUGGAUUGGCGACCUCUCUACAAAGAGUUGAAGGCUUUUGUUCUUCCAACCGAGUCCGGCCUGGUACAUUCGACCAACCUAAAACGGAAUAUCAAGACCCUGACGAAGCUCUGCGCGUUUGCUCAAUUGUUCAUUGACCCGUGCGAGCUUCCUGAUAUGUUGGAGGAAUUCCUUCCGCACUAUACAACGUCCUUUUCCGAGGGUGCUUUUGUUGUCGUGGGCUUGAUUAACUUGAUGCUUCCAACUACGCCGCCGCCGCCGGAGCGAGAAGACCUACUACCGCAUCAUUACCUGCCAACACACUUUCACUUGUGGUCUUUGGUCGGCCGUUCCAAGACCUUCGAUACGACAUACCUCGACUACUUCUCUCGGCUCGCUCGGGAUUCUCUGACGGCAGGGCACAUCCCGUUCUCCGAACAUGGCGUUUUCUCGAAGGAGCAGUCGUCUCUCAUCUUCACUGCCAUUCUGCGGCUUCUGGAGAUCCCUGUGGGGCAGUCCACUUCGCCGUAUAGCGCCCUGGUGGAUAUUUCUUCGGGUCUGGGAGUCAUGCUGGACCGUGAUUCACGGAAACACCCCGUUGCUCACCACAUUGCACGGUGGAUCGUGAUGUCGCUGUCUCCGGCCUGUGUGGAAUCGAGCGACUCCAUUCUGGUACAUCUCGAGGGAUUGAUCCAGGCUGUUGAGACAUUCUUCCACCCAUCAAAUUCAGGAAGCUGGACGAAGACUCUGUCGCAAUUGGCGUAUUAUCUGACCGACUUCUUCGUCAUGCGUUGGAACCGUGAGCAGAGCGGAGAGAUGGAAGUCCCGCCCGAGCGACGAUUGAACGAGCCCUUGAAGCGUCGUUUCGUGCUUUGUCUGCGGGAUGUCAUCUUUAUGGGUAUCUACUCCAAGAGUAGCACUGCCAUGACCUUCUCUCUGUCAACCUUGCAAGGUCUGGCUUAUCUGGAGCCCCAUCUUAUCCUACCCGGAGCACUGCAGAGAAUUUAUCCUGCUCUGCAGGGUCUGGUGGAAGUCCACCGCACGGCCUCAUCUCUUCGAGCCAUGCAAGUACUUUCCCGUGUCAUUACCCGAACGAAAGGCUAUCGGUGCCACAUGACCACUCUCCUCGGUCUUGCACUACCAGGAAUCGAUGCCAAUGACCUGGACAAAUCCUUGCACGCUUUGUCAUUUAUCCAGUCCGCUUGUUACAACAUCCCCAUGGUGGAUAUGACGAAAGGAAGGGAUGACAUCAACUGUAACAUGCUAGCUCUGCAAUGGAUCUCGGGAGAAAUGGAGAGAAUGGAAGAGCAGGGAGCGGGCAUUGAGCUAAAUUAUGACACGGAGCUGGAUGACGAAACAGAAGAGAUGAUCCUGCGCUCCUCGACCUGUAGCUUCGGAGACUUCACCAUCUCUUUUCUCGGUCGUGUCUUCACCCUUUUGGAGAACCUGCCUGAUGUCACCAGAGUACGCAACGGGUCCCCCGAGGAGAAUAUCGUGAACACUCUGCCCGCGACCUUCAUGCCCCUGCUUUCUUCUCUCUCGCCAGAGUACUACGACAUUGCCCUGUCAAAAAUUGUCGACUUUGUUUCCAAUCACGUCAUCCAUCAAGCUCGCGAUGCCAUGGCCUUCAUCUGCAAUGCAUUGUGCAAGGUCAACCCCGAAAAGGCCCUCAAGCGGUUUAUUCCAGUCCUGACCCAAGCGAUCCGCACCGAAAUUGAAGACAAUGGAGCCGGGUCGACCAGAACGACGGGAACGGAUGUAUUGCCCCGAGAUCGCGGUUUGGUCUGGAACGUCAGCAUGCUCAGCAUGUGUGUUGUGCACGUUGGCGACGCUGUGCUUGCCCAUCGACAGGAGCUGUUCGAUAUUGCCGUCUAUAUGCAGCAGAAGUGCCGUGGCAUCCCGACUGUUCACAUCUCCAACUUUAUUCACCAUCUCCUUCUCAACCUUACGGGGACGUACACGAACGACUACUCUCUCUACGAGCCCGAGGUCAUCGCGAAUGGUAUUGGACCUGAGCACUGGAGCUACCGGCCAGACGUGUGUAACUUGAAUAUCAAGUGGCAUGUACCGAAGCGUGAGGAAUUGGAGUUUGCAGUCGAUGUUUUCAAGAGCCAGGCGGAGACAGCUUUGUCGCAGCUAUCGGCUUUGACCAAUGAAACCUCCAGUGUCAAACGCGAUGGAAGCGGCAAGGACUGGUCGGAUGAAGUCACCAGAAAUCUCGUCCUUCUGCGGCUUCUGCUUUCUGGCGUCUCGGUCCUUUUCGAUCCUAAAGCGGCUUCAACAACAACCAAGGAGAUAUCCAACGGUGCCUCGGCCGUAUCCAGUGAUUUUGAGAUGGUGGAUGAUCCAGAGCUAUCUAAUGGUGUUGGCGAUGACGAUCCGGAUGGCACUCUUGAUACCUCGGAUGAGUCGACGAUCAGAGAGACAUUCACCUAUCCAACUGGCUAUUCCCUGCAGGCAGGAGAUUCGCUGUACACCACCAUCCACGAAAUCCGGGAACGGGCCGGCUCGAUUCUGCAUGACGUCCACCGCUUUUUGGCAGACAAGCAAGAAGAUGACGUGACCUGCUUUGGGGCUUUGUACUCUGCCUUCCGGUCUUGGUUCGUCGAUGUGGGUAUCGAAAGGUCUGCCCAUGUCUUGGACAGAGUCACGCGUCUUUUGGCGGCCGAUAUUCACCCCUACAAGAUGAGUGGCAUUCGUAAGGAUUACCCUCGAGCAUUAUUGGUGCGUCGAGCCAAUGUGUACCACCUGCAACGUCUUCGGCACAAUGCCGCGCCGCGACCUCGGUCCAAGCUCGACGAGAUCCUUCUUCUUGAUCUUGCCGAGUCCUGCGUCUCCCUCUACACCGAGACCCGCCGGAACGCUCAAAACGCCGGCGAGUCUGCGCUCAAGGCGAUUUGGGGCUCGCGACUUCUCAUCAUCCCGCCUCUUAUGCGAGCGUUGCAGAAAGGUGUCAAAGAGAACGAUCAUGCCCGAAUCAAGGGCGCACUUUUCUCUCUUCUUUUGAGCAGCGUCGCAAAGACUGUUGGGCGGCAUUGGAAGUUUACUCCGACGCUUAUCAAGACUUUCAUCGAUGCCAGCGCCGUUGAUAAGCCUUCAGUUCAAAAGAUUUGUUCGGGUGCCGUCUUCCAGGUGAUGGACUAUGGUCGCGCCAUGGAACGGAUGGCCAUCUUGGAUCAGGGCAUAGUGGAGGCGAUUGCGCCAAGCGAAAACGUCAGCGAGCAGAUCGAGAAGAAGAGGACUGCCAUCAACAAGAAGCGCGUUGCAAUUGAGAAAAAGAAGGCUGAUCUGGCCGAGGAGUUGGUGAACUUGGCUCGGGUGUCGCAUUGGAAGAUUGCCAGUCGCGCUGCAACAAUUGUGAUCACUAUGGGUCUUCGGUUCGAUUACGUUGCCAGUGCGAACCUGAUCGAGCUGGUGACUCUGGGGUCCAUUGAUGACCACCCGGGCCUGCGUGGCAUGUACUCCCAGGCUCUGAUUGCCCUAUUUACGAUGAUCGAUGUCCGCGCCAUCUGCACUCACGAGUACAAGAACUACAUCCUCGGUCACCAGCGGUUCCCAUCCAAGAUCAAGGUGGCUACCAAGGCGUUUGAGAAGGGGUGGACUCAAGAGUACCUGGCCAGCUUUGCUAAACCCGAAGCCGAGUACUACAUCGACCACGAUUUCCCCGGCUGGCUCGUGUGGGGUAAGACAAUGCCUGCCUACAAGUCCAACGUGGAACGCGACAUCGAGUAUGAUGAUGUGGAGUGGAAUGUGCGCGUCCAGAUGGGCAAACUGUUCACCCGGGAAUGGUUCUCCAAGUUCUUCAUGUAUCUGAAGCAAGAGCCGCGUGAUCCCUCCGCUGAUAAGUUCCGAAUGUCUUGCGCCAUGAUGCUUCUCUACGCUUUUGAGCUUAUGCUGCGGGAUGGACUCACGGCCGCUUCUUUCAAGGACAUUAAGGAAGAAAUCGAAAGCGUCUAUGAAGAUGGAAGCGACAAACACCAACAUCGCGCAACAUCCGAGAUUUUGGGUGCCUUGAUCAGCUCUGUGACAGACACGAACGUGGAGAAGCGGACCCUGGUGUGGGAGUAUGCGUUCCCCAUUGUCAGGAAGGUCUUCAGCGAUGGUCUCACUCCUGAAAACUCCGGCUACUGGACAACUUUCCUCCACAUGAUCUUGCAGUGCCGCGAUCCGCGACGUGCCUGGCCCUUGGUGGACUGGCUGGCCAGCUUCCGCCUGGAUAUGACGACCAACGCAGCUUUCAAGGAGAGCUCGAAGAUCAACCUGCUUCAUCAGUGCAUCAUCGAUGCUGGGUGGCAUUUCCAACUGGAGAAGCCGAUUGUGGAUGACUUCCUGGCGCAUCUGGAUCACCCCUACAAGGGAGUGCGGGAGGCGAUGGGUCAGACGCUGGCGACUAUCUACCGCACUAGAUAUCACGAGUCGUACCCUGACUUGCAGCAUCUCAUCGAUGCUCAGAAGUCGUCUUCGUCGGUCGGCAUGUUCCCUUAUUCUCCGUCUAGUGAGUUCUCGCAGAUGGUGCGUGGUGUCUUCGAUCGGAUCGAGAAGUGGCGGCAGUUGCGGACCCCUGGUCUCCAAACACCGUCCUCCUACACUUCUGGCAGCAAAACCGUUCUUCUCUGGCUAGAUUCAACUCUAUCCUCUCACGAGUGCUCGCAGCUCGUACCGUUCUUCUCCGAGGUCUUCACUGCGCAACUCCUACAUAUGAUGGACGUGAAAGAAGACCCGGAGCUUCAAUCCCUCGCAUACCACGUCUUCCGCCACCUACCCAAUAUCCCCUACCCCGCCGAAAAGGAAUCCCAAUUUAUCCAAACCCUCAUCCACAUCGGCCAGACCUCUCCGUCGUGGCACCAGCGUCUGCGCGUCAUGAUCAACAUCCAAAUCAUCUACUUCCGCCGGCUCUUCCUCCUGGACUCCGGUGACCGCGACAAGCUCUUCGAAUGCAUCGCCUCCAUGCUCGAGGAUCCCCAGCACGAAGUCCGCGCCGGCGCCUCGGCCACCCUUUCCGGCAUGGUCCGCUGCUCACCCGUCUUCCUGCGCGACACCAACGUCCGCCGCUUCCAGAGCCGCUUCACAAAGGUGCUGGCCGAUAAUCCUCUCCCAAAGAAACCCAAGAACUUCCGCUCCGGUAUUUCGUCUGCUGCAUCGUCCGGCACCGGCACCCCGACGCCAGAGCACAAUCGUCUGAUUAUUGCUCGCCACGGCGCGGUGCUCGGCCUGGGCGCUUUGAUCCAAGCGUUUCCCUAUAACAGCCCGCCGCCACAGUGGAUGCCCGAGGCUCUGACAACGCUGAGUAUUCGCGCGGCGAAUGAUCCCGGUAUUGUGGGGUCCAGUGUCAAGUCGAUUAUCAGUGAGUUCAAGAAGACGAGACAGGAUACUUGGCACAUUGAUUGCAAGGCAUUCACGUCUGAUCAACUGGAAGAUCUCUCGGGUGUUCUCUGGAAGAGCUACUUUGCUUAG
Penicillium lagena is the source of this 5901-nucleotide messenger RNA. Its product is annotated as proteasome activator BLM10. Gene Ontology annotation, molecular function: peptidase activator activity; proteasome binding. The record is from RefSeq and is a predicted model, not a curated record. The transcript has 3 exons. Gene Ontology annotation, cellular component: cytosol; nucleus. The coding region runs from base 1 to 5901 and encodes 1966 amino acids. Gene Ontology annotation, biological process: proteasomal ubiquitin-independent protein catabolic process. NCBI's taxonomy places the organism in Eukaryota, Fungi, Ascomycota, Eurotiomycetes, Eurotiales, Aspergillaceae.